Messenger RNA from Hemiscyllium ocellatum (epaulette shark), 1231 nucleotides. It is a transcript of the gene gtf2f2a, whose product is annotated as general transcription factor IIF, polypeptide 2a. The transcript is spliced from 9 exons. Gene Ontology annotation, cellular component: transcription factor TFIIF complex. The record is from RefSeq and is a predicted model, not a curated record. Gene Ontology annotation, biological process: transcription by RNA polymerase II; transcription initiation at RNA polymerase II promoter. The coding region runs from base 139 to 921 and encodes 260 amino acids. Lineage: Eukaryota; Metazoa; Chordata; Chondrichthyes; Orectolobiformes; Hemiscylliidae.
GAGUUGGGACACAGCUGGCUGUGCUUUGUGUAGGUUUCGAGAAAGGCGUUUCUGGACGGGCGGCUGCGGCGUGGACCGGCCCGGCCGCCGUGCGGCAAGCAGAGAGGCUGCUGGGUAGAUGGCGGUGAGCGCGCGGACAUGAGCGAGAGAGGGGAACUGGAUCUGACCGGAAUCAAACUGAACACCGGCGUCUGGCUGGUCAAGGUUCCUAAAUACCUUUCUCAGCAAUGGGCUAAAGCAACAGGAAGAGGUGAAGUCGGAAAAAUAAGGAUAGCCAAGAAUCAAGGAAAAACUGAGGUUUCAUUUACUUUAAAUGAAGAGCUCGCAAGUAUCCAAACUACCAGCGGGAAGGGUGCACCAAUUAGCGCACCCAGGGAGCAUCCAUUCACAAUGCAGAGUGUUGGAGGACAGACGCUGUCAGUUUUCACAGAAGGACCGUCAGGACAGUCAGAAGAGAAAUCUGAUGGCAGCAAUGAAAAACUAACAUUUGAAGGAGUUGUGGUUCAGCGUGCAGAAUGCAGACCAGCUGUCAAUGAAUCUUACAUGAGAUUAAAAAGGCAGCAAAUUGAGGAAUCAUCCAAACCGAUGCGUCUCUCCCUACAACUGGAUAAGGCUGUCACAACAAAUUAUAAGCCUGUUGCAAACCAUCAGUACAAUAUUGAAUACGAGAGGAAGAAGAAGGAAGAUGGGAAACGUGCCCGUGCUGACAGGCAGCAAGUACUGGAUAUGCUGUUUUCAGCCUUUGAGAAGCACCAGUACUACAACAUCAAGGACCUGGUGGACAUUACUAAGCAGCCAGUUACCUAUCUAAAGGAAAUUUUGAGAGAAAUUGGUAUCUACAAUGUGAAAGGCACUCACAAGAAUACCUGGGAGUUAAAGCCAGAGUAUCGACACUAUCAAAAUGAAGACAAAAGCGAAUAGUACAUCAGAGCCUUUGGAACUGCUGAGCAAGUUAGCUGCUGCAGAAAUUCCAAACAAGUCAAACGUUCCAAGGUAUAGACUUGGUUAUCAGUCACUAAGAACUGAGCAAGACAGUAGAGCUUUGUUUAUCCUUUCUCAAAAGCCAGAAUGUUUUUUGUGGCAUCCUAUUUUGAAAGUGAAAAUGUCCGUAAAUAAUUUGUUUUUAUUUGGAACAAGGAAAUGCUUUGUAUCUUUCAAGUAUUUUGACAUGGAAAGAUGAAUUCAGGAGGAGCAUAUUUGUACUGUUAAUAAAAUAUUGUAUUGAAACAAU